Messenger RNA from Myripristis murdjan (pinecone soldierfish), 2042 nucleotides. RefSeq lists its product as uncharacterized. The transcript is spliced from 12 exons. Bases 159 to 2042 code for a protein of 627 amino acids. The record is from RefSeq and is a predicted model, not a curated record. Lineage: Eukaryota; Metazoa; Chordata; Actinopteri; Holocentriformes; Holocentridae.
UUUCCCACUGCCAAGGUAAGUUGAAACAUUUGUGUAUUUGAAGGCUGACCUUGUCUGGGAAAGCAUUGUUUGUGAGUAUGAUUGGGACAGAUUCACAUGGAUUUUUAAAGUUUCUUUGAAGUUUGAAGGAAAUAUAAUUUUUUGUUUUUCAUUUUUAGAUGCCCCGUGCCAAGUCCCACCGGCGUGCCCAGGCCCUGAAGCGGAGGAUGGUGCAGCCGCAGCCGUGGACCCCCCAGCCGCCUGUCCCCGAGUUCGUUGCUCGGCGCGGUACCGGUUACCGCCAUCGUGUGCGGAGAUGGCCAACUUCGGAGCUGACCCAGCGGAGCUUCAAGUUGGUCACUCCAGCUCAGCAGCCGGACCAGAAGAUGGUGUUCGUCGUGGGAGCCUCCCACCUGCGGCCCAUGGUGGAUGGGAUCGUCGCCAUGCCAGAGGGACCUGUCUCCUUUGCUUUUCUCUCUGUUCCAGGUGCGCAUGCAGCAGAGCUGAGGACGGAGGUGUCGCACGCCGCUCUCCCCUGGACCCCGGACGUGGUCUGCGUGAUGGCCCCCAGCAACAACCUCACGGCCAGCAGGAACAUCGGAGAGGCGUCGCUGGACUUCGGUGCUCUCCUGGCUACAGUCUGCAACCGCUGGGCGAAGGUGUUUGUGCUGGAUUUCCCUCCACGCCUGAACAUCGAGCCUGGCCUGCAGGAGCUGUUUCGCCAGGAGUUCCGCCGUGUUGCAGCACGCAUGGAGCACCUCCCCUUGGAUCGGUUGGAGCUGUGGAGCCGUGACAGUGUGCACCUGAGCGACAGCGAUGGAACGCCGAUCCUGGUCCAGGCCCUGUGGGACGCCGCGGUCCGCCAGCUGGCUCCUCCUCCUCCUCCUCCUCCUUCGGUGCCCCCCCGGACUUCGCCUCGUGCCAGGGUCUCCCCCGUGCUGGUCGUGACGGGACACCACCCCGCGCCCCGUCACCGCGACCCACUGGAGUGGACCGUAGUCGGACAGGAGGGCAAGGUUCGAGCAUCUCCGGUGCAAGAGUCUGUCCUCCCGUCCAACCCCGUGUGGUUCAGCGGCGACAUGUUGGAGGCCAUGGAGACGGUUUGUCCUUCUUCAGAUGACGACGACACUGCCAUUCCACCAGCUGGCCAGACUUCCCGUGUGAGGCGUUCGCCAAGAGGUGUUGCCACAAGGCGCAGAGGGGGAAAGCGGCAGGUGCCGGCAACACCUUCACCUGCCCGUGUGACCGAGUCCGCUUCCGGGCCCAGACCAGCGGUGCAGCAGGUGGAGGCAACAGCCCAGGAGUCGCCCAGCGUGGUGCCAGGGGUGGUCGUCGGUCGAGAGGAGGUCGCCGCAGCGUGCCCUGCCGUCCCGGAGGAGCGACAGAAGAUCGACAAAGCUAAGGCUGUUUUUGUUCCUUCUGUUUGUGUUAGUGAUGUUCAGUUGGAGUCUAGCGCUAAUGCUGUGGCAACAGGGUCUAACAGAGAUAGCAGUAGGAUUAGGCUAGUGAAGGUUGUGUGCGGAUCGUUUCAUCAGGGCGAUGCGCGUUUUGUGUAUGGAGGAGUCCAGUGUAUGGCUAUAGCUUUGGUCAGCUUAGCCAAACACACGGUGAGGACCGCGUUUUCGUGGGACAGGCUGGAUCUGGAUCGCGCGUUGGUUGAAGGUGAUGAGUUGUACACCAGUUUGCGUGACCUCAACAUCUUCAGCCAUGUGUCUAAUCUGCUGUCUGUGCCAGAUUUGCCACAACACUUGGAAUUAGAUGGACAAGUGUUUAGGUUCAGUUUUGGUGACACAGUGUUAGGCGAAAUAGGCGUGACCGAAGGUGAAUACAUCGACUUCGGUGUGUUCAUCAGCUUGCGAAAUGGACUGGAGAGAAUCUUCAGUCAGUACAGCACAUGUCUUUUGACACUGUGUGGAAACACUACUGCCAUUGUGUGUGAGGAUGGACGGUUCUCUGUGGUCGACAGUCACUCACGCAGUAACACUGGCUUGUUACAGUCUGACGCGGGGGUGCAAGUCCAGCGCGGUCUGGUGUGUCUGUGGAGAGUCUCAUCAGUGGGAUGA